AUGGACUGCCUAACCGCCCGCCGCCGCCGCAAAGCCGGCCGCCAGCCCUUCUACGGCACAGGCUGGGCCGCGCGCCCAGGCAACAACAACGCCUACGGCCAAAACACCACCGCACCCUACUACAACAACCAACACAACCCCGCGCCGCCUUACUCCGCCGCUACCAAUAACACCAAUGGAGGUUACUACGGCGGCGGAGGCGCAAACCAGGGCUACUACGGUCAGCAAAACGGCGUCGAGCUGCAGAGUCCGCAACCAACAUACGGAGGCGGGUAUGCGCCGCCGCCGGGGCCGCCGCCUGCGAAGGUUUAA
Alternaria triticimaculans is the source of this 312-nucleotide messenger RNA. RefSeq lists its product as uncharacterized. Gene Ontology annotation, cellular component: intracellular membrane-bounded organelle. Gene Ontology annotation, biological process: vesicle-mediated transport. The transcript has 2 exons. Bases 1 to 312 code for a protein of 103 amino acids. Lineage: Eukaryota; Fungi; Ascomycota; Dothideomycetes; Pleosporales; Pleosporaceae. The record is from RefSeq and is a predicted model, not a curated record.